AUGUUCACCAAGAAGUCCCUCGCUGUCUUUAUCGGAGCUCUGGCUCUGGCUGCGGCCAAGACCACCACUGUUGAGUACCCCACUGAUGCGGAGGUGGAGGCGGCCGCCGCUACCGUGGUUCCCUUGUCUCCUACUUCCAACGUCAAGGGUCGUGCUUUCGAUCGCUUCGUCAACAUCUGGAUCGAGAACACUGACUUCGAUACCACUGCCAGCGAUGCCAACUUUGAGAAGCUCGCCAAGGAGGGCAUCCUCUUGACCAACUACUUUGCCACCACUCACCCUUCGGAGCCUAACUACGCUGCCUCUGCCUGCGGUGAUGACUUUGGCAUGGACAAUGAUGAUUUCCACCAGAUCCCUUCCAAUGUCUCCACCAUUGCCGAUCUGUUCGACACCAAGGGUGUUUCCUGGGGCGAGUACCAGCAGAACAUGCCCUAUGCCGGCUACCAGGGAUACCGCUGGCCGGAGACUGGAGCGAACGAGUAUGUCCGCAAGCACAACCCGCUCGUCCUCUUCAACUCUGUCACCGACUCGGAUACCCGCCCUCUCCAAAUCAAGAACUUCACCAGCUUCUACGAGGAUGUCAAGCACAAGCGUCUGCCCCAGCACAUGUUCAUCACCCCCAACAUGACCAACGACGCCCACGACUCCGAUAUCACCGUCGCUGGCGACUUCCUCGCUGACUUCCUUCCCCCGCUCCUCAAUAAUGACUACUUCUCCAAGGACACCCUGGUCCUCGUCACCUUCGACGAGACCUCCACCUACGCCAAGCCCAACCGCGUGUACUCCAUCCUCCUCGGUGGUGCCGUCCCCUCCCACCUGAAGGGAACUAAGGAUGACACUUUCUACACCCACUACUCCAUUAUCGCCUCCCUCUCCGCGAACUGGGGUCUUCCCUCCCUCGGCCGUUGGGACUGCGGUGCCAACCUGCUCGAUCUCGUUGCCAAGAAGGUCGGCUACACCAACUGGAACGUCGAUAACAUGGACAAGGUCUUCCUCAACCAGACCUACCCUGGUCCUCUCUCUGAUAACGACUACUCCACUUACUCCUCUGCCUGGCCUAUUCCCGCUACUAGCGGCUCUUGCUCUGCUGGUCACGGUAUCCUCGAUACCGUAAAGAAGACUUACCACGGUAAGGCUGCUUCUCACGACUACACCUCUCCUGUUCCUUUCGAUAAGGCCAGCGGUAUCAAUCUUGGUAUCAAGUUCAGCCGUACUGAGAAGGGCAAGAAGGAGACCCGCAUCACUGAGUAA
Messenger RNA from Penicillium maclennaniae, 1251 nucleotides. RefSeq names its product putative acid phosphatase. Lineage: Eukaryota; Fungi; Ascomycota; Eurotiomycetes; Eurotiales; Aspergillaceae. The record is from RefSeq and is a predicted model, not a curated record. Gene Ontology annotation, molecular function: hydrolase activity, acting on ester bonds. The coding region runs from base 1 to 1251 and encodes 416 amino acids. The transcript is spliced from 2 exons. Gene Ontology annotation, biological process: phospholipid catabolic process.